This is a messenger RNA of Vespa mandarinia (Asian giant hornet), 590 nucleotides long. RefSeq names its product mitochondrial ribosomal protein L55 (gene mRpL55). Gene Ontology annotation, biological process: translation. NCBI's taxonomy places the organism in Eukaryota, Metazoa, Arthropoda, Insecta, Hymenoptera, Vespidae. Gene Ontology annotation, molecular function: structural constituent of ribosome. Gene Ontology annotation, cellular component: mitochondrial large ribosomal subunit. The record is from RefSeq and is a predicted model, not a curated record.
CAAGAAAUAUCUGUGCUAAAGUUGCGAUAUUAUAUUUUUUAAAUGUCGAUAUCUCGAACGUAUGUCGACAGACUUUAUCAACACGGAUUCGUUGAACGGAGGGAUCACGUGAUCGCCUUGUGCGCUACAUAGAACGUGUUAUCGAUUGCCGAAUUUUCGUCUAUUUAAAUGACAGAAUGAAUACAUCCUUAUUUCUGCGUAUCUCACGGUUUAAACCAAUUCUGGCUAGAAACUUGAAUUGUUGGACAGCGGCUAUAACAAAGAAACACCAGAAUGUUUAUGUAAAUACGUAUCCUACCAUUCUUGUUCUCCCUGAUGGAAGUAGCAUAAAUAUUGAAUAUAAUGAGCCAAGAAAAAUAAUUGUCCUUCCACUCAACAUCUCAGAACUUUCAGAAGAACAACAGAGGAUUAAGAUUAAUAGUCGCAGGUCAAAAACUAAGAUUGUUCUAGUUGAGGAACAAGAAGAUGAUUUUGAUGAAAUGAAGUAUAUAAAAAAAAUGAAGAAAUGAUAAUUAAAAAAAUAAAAAAAAAAAGAAAACUAUAGUUGUAUUUAAAGAUUUUUACAUAUUAAUAAAAUGAAAAAAAGAAUU